Molecule: messenger RNA, 445 nt
Organism: Melospiza georgiana
Lineage: Eukaryota; Metazoa; Chordata; Aves; Passeriformes; Passerellidae
Product: peptide YY-like
Exons: 3
Coding region: 22-297 (91 amino acids)
Biological process (GO): neuropeptide signaling pathway; feeding behavior
Cellular component (GO): extracellular region
Molecular function (GO): neuropeptide Y receptor binding; neuropeptide hormone activity
Source: RefSeq, a predicted model, not a curated record
CCUCGUUCCUGUCCCCCGCAGAUGGUGCUGUCCCCGCGGCCGUGGCGCGCGCUGGUGGCCGUGUCCCUGUGUGCCCUGCUGUGCCUGGCGGCCGCGUACCCCCCCAAGCCCGAGAGCCCCGGCGAGGACGCGUCCCCCGAGGAGAUGGCGCGCUACUUCUCGGCCCUCCGCCACUACAUCAACCUGGUCACGCGGCAGAGGUACGGGAAACGCGCCAGCCCCGGCGCCGCGGGGACGGAGCUGCUCCUGGGGACCGGCAGCGACGGGUCACGGUUCGAUGACGACUCCUCGUGGUGACCGCCCCGCCCUGCUCACCCCGCGCCCCCCAAAUCCUCCCCACACCUCCGGGACCCCCCAGAGGAGCCAGGGCCAGCGCAGGACCCCCCGCUGGAAGGCCGGGGAUCCCCAGAAGCCGGCCCGGGGGUGUCCCCGACCCUCUCCCCUC